AUGACGGACGCCCGCGCUAGGGAUGACAUCCUCGAGCUGGCCACGAGGGCCAAACAGGCCGUGCACAGCCCCAGCAGCUUCAUGACCGAGCUGCUCGUGCAACAGCAGCAGUACGCCUGUCUGAACUGGCUGUGCCGCUUCGACGUGCUCAGGCGCAUCCCGCUGCCGCCCUCGUCGGUGUCGUACCGCGAUCUAGCGCGGGCGUGCGACGUGCCAGAGGACAGCCUGCGCGCGGCGACGCGGAUGGUCAUGACGACGGGCUUCCUGCGCGAGACGGCCUCGGGCGAGGCGGCGCACAACGCGCUGUCGGCCGCGUUCGUCGAGAACGCCGACCUGAUGACGUGGAUGCUGCACAUGGUCAACCACACGGUGCCGUUCAUGAACGGCUUCGCCGCCGCCACCGAGAAGUUCGGCGACUCGCUCCAGACCAACGAGACCGCCUUUAACGUCGCCUUCGACACCGACCUCGCCUACUUCCCCUACCUCAAGUCCCGCCCCGACCUCGAGCGCGAGUUCGACGCCUACAUGCAGAGCCAGUCCAAGGUCCACGGCGGCGCCCGCGUCGAGCACCUGCUCGACGGCUUCGACUGGGCCGCGCUUCCCGAGGACGCGCUGGUCGUCGACGUCGGCGGCGGCAGCGGCAGCACCUCGCUCGCGGUCGCGCGGGAGUUCGAGGGGCUGCGCUUCGUCGUGCAAGACCAGGCGACGCCGAUCGAGGGGGCGCGGCGGCGCAAGGCCGCGGCCGCGGCGGAGGACCCGGCGUGGCAGCGGAUCGAGCUGCAGGAGCACGACUUCUUCGGACCGCAGCCGGUGGCGGGCGCGGCGGUGUACCUGCUGCGGAUGAUCAUCCACGACUGGCCGGACGCGAAGGCGGCGCAGAUCCUGGGGCAGCUGGCGCGCGCGAUGAGCCCGGCGAGCCGCCUCCUGAUCAUGGACAUGGUGAUCCCGGCGCCGGGGUCGGGGCCGAUCCUGGCCGAGGCGGCGCUGCGCGAGAAGGACCUCUGCAUGCGCCAGGUCUUCAACGCGAAGGAGCGCGAGACGGGCGACUGGCAUAGCCUGGUCGCCCAGGUCGACCCCCCGCUGCGAAUUCGCGCCAUUAAGAGGCCCGACGGCUGUCAGCACUCAGUCAUCGAGGUGGCGCUGGCGCGCGACGGUCACGCGGGCGCGACGAAUGGCGUGAACAAGCUGAACGGGACGAACGGGACGAACGGGACGAAUGGCGCGAGUCACUAG
Durotheca rogersii is the source of this 1233-nucleotide messenger RNA. Its product is annotated as S-adenosyl-L-methionine-dependent methyltransferase. The record is from RefSeq and is a predicted model, not a curated record. Gene Ontology annotation, molecular function: O-methyltransferase activity. The transcript has a single exon. Lineage: Eukaryota; Fungi; Ascomycota; Sordariomycetes; Xylariales; Xylariaceae. The coding region runs from base 1 to 1233 and encodes 410 amino acids.